CUCCAAUUGGUUGACUGCAUUGCGCCAGUGACCUCGUAUCAUGACCACAUGCCACGUGACCAUCGGAGUUGAGGACCAUCUCCGAGAGGUUUUGGAGAUUCAAAUAAUCGCCUGCGGAUCGGUUUGGAUGGGAGGAGACCUCAGACAAAAAUCAUGAUGCUAAGAGGACCUACACUGCGGACGAGGCUAUUCUUUCGACCCACGAGUCUGUCUCGCGCAGUGUCGUCGUUGGCACCACCGCUAAUUCGCAUUCAAGACGGAACCUUCUAUCAGAACUAUCCUACGCAAGACGAUGCCGCCAAUAAACAGAACCCACCUCUCUUUCCGAACCUCAGUUUCGUUCUACAGUCCGAGCAGGCAGCUCCCACGGAGACCUCUGAAAAGAUAAAAGACGAACCGCACCAACACUGGGCCGUGAUCGGUACGAAGGGGAGAACCGAACUGCUCGAUAUUCUCCGCGGCCAGUAUAUCUGUGUUCCACCAACGGCUCGUUCCUACCCCUACCUCCUCACAGACAAACUCGCGAAGAAGGAUCCUCGGCUACGAUUUGUCGGCAAUGCGAUUCAAUACAUUGGCUUUAGUGGCGAAGGAUCAGAGGCUACUGGUGGUACUCGCGGGGCUUACUUGAGCGCUCGCUACGAGAGUCACAGGGAAGAGACGGACUGGACGGUGCUCCAAUACCUGAAGGGUCAGACCUCUCUGAAUCCUCUAGAAGGAGAGGAAGGCGGAAAAAUAAAAAAUGAGGAGCUAUUGAAUCAGGUUAUCUCUGAUUUGCGUUUGGGAGAACUCCUGGAUAUGCCCGUUGCAAACCUGAGCAAUGGCCAGACAAGACGUGCGCGGGUCGCAAAGGCACUACUCAGGAAACCAGAACUGCUGUUGCUAGAUGACCCUUUUAUGGGCCUUGACCCCGCUACUGUUAGAAGCAUCUCUGGGCUCUUUCAGCGCCUCGCAGACAAGUCCGAUCCCAGAUUAAUCCUUGCGCUACGACCACAGGAUACGGUCCCAGAUUGGAUCACACAUAUCGUCGUUCUCGGUAAUAGCAACAAGAUCUUGUUUCAGGGCCCGCGUGCCGAAGCGCAAAAGGUGUUUGAUGUUUGGGUACAUACCGUCCUCGGGCGGGACGAUUCGCAGCUCAAUGAGGAGCAGAUGGUGAUAUGCCGUAAUGCAAAAAGCGCCAUGGAGGCUGGACAGCUAGACCGCCAGCUGCUUUGGGAUCUCCGGUUACUAUCUACAAGGACUCGUGAUGUAGCCCUAAGUGCUCGCAAGGGAGGGGAGCCGCUCAUUGAAAUGGAGGGCGUCCGCGUGAAGUACGGCGAGAAGACCGUAUUGGGCGGAUGGAAACAGAAAGUCAACAACGAAGAAAAGGAAGGUCUCCACUGGACCGUCCGUCGCGGUCAACGGUGGGUAAUCCUGGGCGCCAACGGAUCAGGCAAGACAACACUCCUCUCCCUGAUCACCUCCGACCACCCUCAAGCAUAUGCCUUGCCGAUGAAGCUCUUCGGCCGUUCCCGUCUACCCGAGGCCGGGUCACCAGGCAUCUCCAUCUUCGAGCUCCAAUCCCGCAUAGGCCACUCCUCCCCUGAAAUCCACGCCUUCUUCCCACGCCAGCUCACCAUCCGCCAAGCCGUGGAAUCAGCCUUCGCCGAGACCUUCCUCUCCAAACCCAAGCUAAACCACGACCGCGACCUCGACGUUAGCGCCGUCCUCCGCUUCUUCAAGGCCGAACUCGACCCCAACGCCGCAGUCACCAUGAACGAGCAACGCCCCCUCCUCGGCGCAGACAUCCGCAAACACUUCCCCAAAAUCGCCCACGCCAAGGGCCCCAAACCCGCCUUCUACCCGCUCGACUAUGACGUCGAAUACGCCGACAUUACCCACUUCAGUGCCCUCAGCACCGCCCAGCAGCGCCUCGUCCUCUUCAUCCGCGCCAUCGUCAGCAAACCCGACAUCGUCAUCCUCGACGAAGCCUUCUCCGGCAUGUCCGCAUCCAUGCGCGACAAAUGCAUCCACUUCCUCGAAGCAGGCGAGUUCUCUCGCAACCGCCCCUCCACCGUCAUGCGCCGCUCCACCAACAAGGAGACCUGGCUGAAGGGCUUCAACCCUGACGAAACCGCCAUGCGUCACACCGGCCUGUCCGAUGACCAGGCCCUCAUCAUGAUCAGCCAUAACCGGGAGGAAAUCCCCGACAGUGUGCGCUUUUACAUGCGUCUGCCAUCCGAGGAUGUGGACGGGUCUGAGCCGCUGGAUUUCCGGUUCGGGAUUGUCAAGUAUACAAGCACGUUGAAUGAUCCCGAGGUCUGGGAGAAGGCGUGGUUGCCGCCGUCGGAGUUUCAGAGUCGGUUUGUGAAGUCGUGGCGGGGGAAACCUGAUGAGUCGCCUGAGGCUGCGGCUGAUGAGGACGAUCGGAUUUAUGAGUGGUAUACUCUUGGGUAGAUUGUAUAUUAAUUAAGGAGGUUAGAUUAGAAGUAGAGGGUUAUAUGUGGGAGUGUAUAUAAGCUAGAGCCGAAUCGAUCGCAACUUAACUUUA
Molecule: messenger RNA, 2527 nt
Organism: Aspergillus alliaceus
Lineage: Eukaryota; Fungi; Ascomycota; Eurotiomycetes; Eurotiales; Aspergillaceae
Product: putative ABC transporter
Exons: 2
Coding region: 154-2433 (759 amino acids)
Cellular component (GO): mitochondrion
Molecular function (GO): ATP hydrolysis activity; ATP binding
Source: RefSeq, a predicted model, not a curated record